UCCCUGGUGACGCAGUGGUUAAGAAUCCACCUGCCAAUACAGGGGACACGGAAUCGAGCCCUGGUCUGGGAAGAUCCCACAUGCCACUGAGUAACUAAGCCCGUGUGCCACAACUACUGAGCCUGCGCUCUAGAGCCCACGAGCCAAAACUACUGAGCCCACGCGCCACAACUAUUGAAGCCCGCGCACCUAGAGCCCGUGCUCCGCAACAGGAGAGGCCACCGCAAUGAAAAGCCCGCGUAUCGCAAGAAAGAGCAGCCCCGGCUCGCUGCUUCUGGCCGGGAGGUCUGGAGUCGUAGGUGUUUCAGGGUUCCUAUUUGGAAGGCCUAGGAGGCUAAAGCUUUUCUGCAAACAGAUGCGAGGGACAUGGAGCGGUCUGUCCCAGGAAAAAAGGGUUGCCCAUUAUUCAUAUCAGUGGAAUUUGAUGGAAAGAGAUAGGCGCAUCUCUGGAGUUAAUCGUUACUAUGUAUCAAAGAGUUCAGAUCCCAGAUUCUCUCUCGGCUCAUUUGUAAACCUGAACUUUAUCUCAUCCCUGGAGGCAUUUGUUUUCCCAUGGAUGUAUCCCAACUCACUGCGAGUGACGUGCUUCAAGUUGAGAAGACAACAAACCGUUUCUUUUCUGAAGGGCUGUGGAGACUCGGAACUUUGGGGGAAUCAGCACAUCAGGAGGUUCGCCGCCUUUAGCUGUGUGACCUCACGCAAGUCACUUCACUGCUCUGAGGCUCAGGUCUCCUCCUAUCUUCCAAGGGAAAAUAAUACGCGCUCGGCACACGUCCCUGGGUAUCUGAGAUAGUCAGGACAUCAUGUAUGUGGAGUAGUUUGUAACUGGGCAGCCCUGUGCCUGUGGAGGGGAUCACUGCUGGCGCUGCAAGCACCCCUGGAACAGCUGUCCAGUCCACUCCCAGGUCGCCCAAAGGCACUUACCUGAACGUGGUAGGAGGACCGUCAGGCCCUCUGCGGAACCAAGUGUAGGUGGCGGCAGCAGUCUUGGGUCCUCUCUUAGAAUGAGUGAUCACACCUAGGGAUUCGCAGAACACCGCAACAAAGACAACAGACCGCACUAACCUCUAUAAGGACACGCAUUGCUCUAAAGGUGUGUUCUGAGAGCAGAGAGGAAAAUGCAGUUUCUUGCCACCGUGAGGACCGAGUGCCCAGUUACCCCUCUCGGCAGACGCGGCCUGCUCUGUUCUAGGAGAAGGUGGUGACCGGAUGGGACUGAAGCUGGCCGUCCUCAACAGGGAGCCUUUGGAUGGGAGGAGGGUAGAGAGUUAAACACCACUUGGUUUUCAAGAUUUCAUAUCACCCUGAUACUUUUGUGACCUGAGAACUCAAAUGAUUCUACUACACUUUUGUGACACAUGAGACACACAGAACGGUUAUCGAGGUUUUUCUUUCCCAAGUAUGUCGAUGCAGAUUUUACGUAUCUAAAGACACUGGCGUUCAGCUUCUUGGUUUGGGUCCCCGUGUGCUUGUGUAAUGCUGCCUUCCUCCACCCCACCUCAUCCACACACCCCUGACCCAAUAUUUCAUCUCUGAGGUUUGCAUACUCGGGAAUAUUCUUUUGGGAUGUGCUCUUCCUUUGCUUCCCACAUGAAGCUGGAGUAGAGCCUGAGCUAGACCCUGAGGGGUUCAGAAUGUUCUUAUGACCUUCACAUAUGGGGCACUGUUGAUAAAAGAUGAGGAAAUUUCUGUAAGGAAUAAAUCCAAUGCUAUGUUUGCAUAAUCUUUAAUUGUUAAAGGUUUCUUUGGCCUAUUUGUGUACCCUCUGUGUCUGAUGCUGUUGGGCAUAAUAUACCUCUCCCACCCGCAAAGUCUCUUUAGCAGUGCGGAGCCAAGUCACUGCUUUUGGGAUUUCCGCAAAUCUUGAUUGACAACUAAAGACCUAAGUGUUCUUUUCAGGGCAUCACUGAGAAAAUGGCCUAGCAGAUCUUACUUGUGUAAACCCAUGUAACUGGUGCUUUACUAGUUUGAACACAUUUUGUUUCAUCUGUUGUUCUGUUUCUUGGCAGGCGUCUUCCUAAGUUCCAGAAAACAUGGAGAAACCAAUUAUGAUAUAUGGGCUAGAGUGUAGUCAGGUAAUAAAAUUGACAAACAAGUAUGCAAUUUCAGUUAUGACCCUAAAGGACUGUAAUACCAAAGGCAAUAGGAAAAAAGGGAAGACAAUGGAAACACUGAGCAUCGCUGCCCCCAAGAAAACAAGAAUCUUUCCCGUGUGUUUAGGAGUUUCUUUGGUAUACCUGCCUGUCCCCGUGCGUGCCACCUACUGCACGGCUGGAGAGGGUCUCUUUCACUUAGCAGACAGAUUUUUUUCUUUCUAGGUUUAAUACCCUUUGUUUCUAGAGGCCAGAAAACAGCACAGGCCCCCAGAAGCCCACUCCGGUCUCUCAUCUCUAAGAGCCUGGUCUUUGGGGCAAGGUGGGUCAGGUCUCUAGGGCAACUCUGGAGUUUUCAUCCGGUGUCUGUUGGGGGCAGCCCAGUGUGGUUAUGACCGUGGAACAGAACAUCAAGGCAUCACCAUCGAAAGUCCAGCCAUCCGGGAACAGCUCUGCCACAGUACUUGUGUUCUGAGCAUGGCACUGUUCAGUGAGGCACUCGCCCUAUGGCAGACCUGCAUAUGCUCAAGCUGGAACGUUCUGAGUGGUCUUCAUGACAUCAUGACUGUCAGGGAUCCACCCAACCUGGGACUGACUGGCACAGUACAGUACUCAGGCUGUGUGGCCUUUAUGGAUGGAGAAUGGGCCUCAGUUUAGGAAAGGCCCUGGGCUCCUACCACCUCCUCUCCCUUCUCGGGACAGUCUGGUGGCCUUUUAGACUGGAAGUGAGGUCACUCUGCCACACACUUAGAACCUGCCCCAACCCAAGAUAGCUUGCUACAUUUGACUCACUGGUUCUCUUUUCACGUGAGCACACCUUAUCUUCCCAACUACAUUGUAGGUGCAUUGAGGGUGGGAACCUUGUCUCACUCAGCUUCACUUCACCUGUCCACUUUGCCUGCCACCUGUCCUGCCACCUGUCCACUUUGCAGUACUUAGAAGAUAUGUGCUGGCUGACUGGGCUCACCU
Molecule: messenger RNA, 3062 nt
Organism: Globicephala melas (long-finned pilot whale)
Lineage: Eukaryota; Metazoa; Chordata; Mammalia; Artiodactyla; Delphinidae
Source: RefSeq, a predicted model, not a curated record